UCUUCAGCAGAAAUAAGGAAACAGUUUACUCUCCCACCGAACCUUGGCCAUUACCAUCGACAGAGCAUAAGUACCUCUGGCUUCCCCUCUCUUCAACUACCUCAGUUUUAUGACCCGGUGGAGCCGGUGGACUUUGAAGGACUUCUGAUGACACAGCUGAACAGCCUGGAUGCGGAGCUCGCCCAGGAGCUGGGAGACUUCACUGAAGAUGACUUGGACGUGGUGUUCACGCCAAAGGAAUGUCGCACUUUGCAGCCUUCUUUACCGGAGGAAGGGGUUGAACUGGACCCUCAUGUCAGGGACUGUGUUCAGACUUAUAUUCGGGAAUGGCUAAUCGUGAACCAAAAAAACCAAGGAAGUUCGGAGAUUUGCGGCUUUAAAAAGACUGGAUCCCGAAGAGAUUUUCACAAGACGCUCCAGAAACAGACAUUUGAGUCAGAGUCCUUGGAGGGCCAUGAACCAAGCACACAGAAAUUGGUGUUCAAAUGA
Molecule: messenger RNA, 489 nt
Organism: Leptonychotes weddellii (Weddell seal)
Lineage: Eukaryota; Metazoa; Chordata; Mammalia; Carnivora; Phocidae
Source: RefSeq, a predicted model, not a curated record